Messenger RNA from Chrysochloris asiatica (Cape golden mole), 483 nucleotides. It is a transcript of the gene CNIH3, whose product is annotated as cornichon family AMPA receptor auxiliary protein 3. The coding region runs from base 1 to 483 and encodes 160 amino acids. The transcript is spliced from 6 exons. Gene Ontology annotation, cellular component: synapse; dendrite. The record is from RefSeq and is a predicted model, not a curated record. Lineage: Eukaryota; Metazoa; Chordata; Mammalia; Afrosoricida; Chrysochloridae. Gene Ontology annotation, biological process: vesicle-mediated transport; regulation of AMPA receptor activity.
AUGGCCUUCACUUUUGCUGCUUUCUGCUACAUGCUCUCGCUGGUGCUUUGCGCUGCGCUCAUCUUCUUCGCCAUCUGGCAUAUAAUUGCCUUUGAUGAGUUAAGAACGGAUUUUAAGAGCCCGAUAGACCAGUGCAACCCUGUUCAUGCGAGGGAACGGCUGAGGAACAUUGAACGCAUCUGCUUCCUUCUGCGAAAGUUGGUGCUACCAGAAUACUCCAUCCACAGCCUCUUCUGUAUCAUGUUCCUAUGUGCGCAGGAGUGGCUCACCCUGGGGCUGAAUGUGCCUCUACUGUUCUAUCACUUCUGGAGGUAUUUCCAUUGUCCGGCAGAUAGUUCAGAGCUGGCCUAUGACCCACCGGUGGUCAUGAAUGCAGAUACCUUGAGUUAUUGUCAGAAGGAGGCCUGGUGCAAGCUGGCCUUCUAUCUCCUCUCCUUCUUCUACUACCUUUACUGCAUGAUCUACACUUUAGUGAGCUCUUAA